AUGGGAAGCUCAAGCUCAAGAACACCGCCACUCUUUGCCUUCAUCUUCGUCUGCGCAAUCUUGGCCGCUCAUUUAGUACAUGCUUCAUCUGCAGCCGUCGAUUUCAGUGGAGGCCACCAGCUGGGCCAGCUGAGCUGGGUCUCCACGAGAUCAGCGGGAGGGCUGAUAGCUGAGGACGAGGAUCUGGAGCUGCCGAUGGAGUCCGAGAUCAGCCGGCGCAUCUUAGCCACGAACCGGUACAUCAGCUACGGUGCGCUGAGGAGGAACACUGUCCCCUGCUCGCGACGUGGCGCGUCCUACUACAACUGCCGACCUGGAGCUCAG
Prunus mume (Japanese apricot) is the source of this 324-nucleotide messenger RNA. Its product is annotated as rapid alkalinization factor-like. Gene Ontology annotation, cellular component: plasmodesma. The record is from RefSeq and is a predicted model, not a curated record. NCBI's taxonomy places the organism in Eukaryota, Viridiplantae, Streptophyta, Magnoliopsida, Rosales, Rosaceae. Gene Ontology annotation, biological process: calcium-mediated signaling.